AUGUCUGUACCGAAGUCCAUCGUCUCCGAUGUGGUUUACUGCGACACCAGCGACCACCAGUGGGUGCAAGAACCCAGUCCCAAUAUCCCACAGACUGUUAUGGAAUCGGAUCUCUACGAGUUGUCUCCCCAGAAUCCACCUACAAACGGGUCUCCGCCUGCUUACCAUCCUCCUAAUGGUUUACCUACUAAUGGAACAAAUGGUGUUAAUGGUAUUAACUAUAUGCCUAGCAACACAGCUGGAUCAUAUGACAGAAACGCAACACAACAAAACGCAAACGCUGGUCUACCUAACGGACUACUUAACGGGAUGAGGGCACUCAACAUUCCAAAUCAUAAUGUGAGCAAUGUGAUGAUACGAUCAAACGGGAUGAAUAUGAUCACCAAUGCAAAUGGUUAUAUCAAUGCCGCCAACCCACGGUAUCUAUCCAGGCCCACGUCAUGGGUUACACCAACUAAAUCUAUCAACGGAGUUAAGAAACAGAAACGAAACCGCACCGCCUUCACCAGCCAGCAAAUGAUGGAAUUGGAGCAAGAAUACGCAAGAACUCGUUAUUUGGACCGCACGCGACGAAUUGAACUUUCAGAAAUUCUUCACUUAAAUGAAAGAACAAUCAAAAUAUGGUUUCAAAAUCGAAGAAUGAAGGAAAAGAAAGACAGGGCUGAAAGCCUUGAGGACUCGGAGGAAGUGAGCACAACGGAAUCUUCUCCAGAAUUGGGAAUGUCUGGGAGCGUGCCCAUGCCAUUGCUCAUACACGAGCAAUAUCCAGCCACUGUCACAAACGACGUCUACGGUCGAGGAACGUACGUUGAUUAUCAGCCAUCUCCUUCGCCAAUGGUUCCAGCACAGCUGGUUCCUAAUGUAAAUGACUAUUCGGAGUAUAUUUCAGCCGAAGCGUAUGAUGCGCAGUGCAGACAGCAGCUACAGCUUCAAGUACAGCAUCAAGUUCAACCAUCAGCGUAUCCAAUGUACAAUGAACUGGAGGCGGUACACACAGAGCCGUCAACUUCUCAGCCUGAUAGUUGUCCCCCAGCUCCCACUUCGGCACCAGAACAAAACUGGGAUCUCUCGUGGAUUCGAAGUAUGCAAAUUGAUGAAGAGUUUUGA
This is a messenger RNA of Plodia interpunctella (Indianmeal moth), 1107 nucleotides long. Its product is annotated as homeobox protein Hox-B3a-like. Gene Ontology annotation, cellular component: nucleus. Gene Ontology annotation, biological process: regulation of transcription by RNA polymerase II. The coding region runs from base 1 to 1107 and encodes 368 amino acids. The record is from RefSeq and is a predicted model, not a curated record. NCBI's taxonomy places the organism in Eukaryota, Metazoa, Arthropoda, Insecta, Lepidoptera, Pyralidae. The transcript is spliced from 2 exons. Gene Ontology annotation, molecular function: RNA polymerase II cis-regulatory region sequence-specific DNA binding; DNA-binding transcription factor activity, RNA polymerase II-specific.